Messenger RNA from Endocarpon pusillum Z07020, 885 nucleotides. RefSeq lists its product as uncharacterized. The transcript has a single exon. NCBI's taxonomy places the organism in Eukaryota, Fungi, Ascomycota, Eurotiomycetes, Verrucariales, Verrucariaceae. The coding region runs from base 1 to 885 and encodes 294 amino acids. The record is from RefSeq and is a predicted model, not a curated record.
AUGGCUUCCAGCCGGCCCUCCGGUGCCUUCGAAGGCUCCCCUCCUCCUGAAAUGAUUGAAGACAACCCAUCUAGAGAUCCCAUUUCCAUAUCGGAUCACCCGUUUCGUGCGAUUUUAUCUGGGCCGUUAGAUAGGGACCGUUCUGGCCGGAGGCAGUACGUGAGUUUUAAUUCGGAUUACACAUCACCCAACUUAUUGAACCUGGAUACACGAUUACCACCACAUCAAGAGACCACAACUCAAUAUCAGCCGGUCGAAGGACAGUCGCUCGUGCAGACAUGGGAUUUCCCUAGCCAUAGUCCUUACCACCAUCCGCUAGUCAAUCUUCCGAGAUUUUCAACUGUAACUCAGCCACAAAGUCCACAAGAUUGGUUGCUGCUACCACCCGUAUUGGCAUAUGACCACAUCACAGCUCGAAGUAUACAUGAACAAAAUACGCCAGCGUACGAUUCACAUCGCUAUAUCGCUCCGAGCUAUACCCUUGCAGACUUCAAUGGUACUGGCUAUGGGAUGCUCGGUCACAGUGCUCCUGAUUAUGGUGCCGUCGCCAGUUUUGGACUCUCUGGCCAUCGCAUUACAGGCUCUACUUCCGCCGAGUGGAGGUCUCCACCUUCCCGUCCUCCCCCAUAUCAAAACUCACAACACAGCUCACCACGCCGCCCUACACAAAACACCGGGUUUCUGUUGCAAAGUACGGCGCCAUUCAAUUUCAAUGUAGCACAGCCAGAUUCUCCGCGGCAACAAGAAUCUGCUCACGAUGGUGGUCCGGCCGUUACCUACGUGUUCGACAGCAACCCUGCUGGCGCCGGCUCACCUUGGAGUUUCUCCACAACAGGCACUUACCACCACGAUCCUCGGCAUAGCAGACGCGGUCAAUUCAACUAG